UUUCUGAAAAUACGCUAUCCAGGAUUCCCCAUUUUGGUGAAAAUGUCUGCAAAACCCCACCGGAGAGUUGCGGAGUAUGCUUGAUUCCCGUAGCCCAGUUUCGGUAACAUCGAAUGGCGAUGGAGGCUUUUCCUCUCUUCAGAGCCCUGAAUCCUCUCAAUUUGAAGCUCUCACGAUCUGUUCGAUGCUCUUCCGUGCCUACUCUUCACAUCCGCGGGGAAAGGAGAGCGAGAAGAGCAUUUGAUGCAUUGUUGCUGGAUGCUGGCGGCACUCUUCUCCAGUUAGCUAAUCCCGUCGAAAACACUUACGCCUCCAUUGGCAGAAAAUAUGGUCUGAAUUCAACUUCCGCUGAAAUAAAGCAAGGAUUUAAGAAGGCCUUUUCCGGUGAAUGGCCAGAAAAGCUUCGCUACCAGGGAGAUGGGAGGCCAUUUUGGAAAUUUGUUGUUACUAAAUCCACUGGUUGUGCCAGCAAUGAUUAUUUUGAAGAAGUAUAUGAGUACUUUGCAAAUGGUGAUGCAUGGUGUCUUCCAAAUGGAACUUACGAAACAUUAUCCCUUCUGAAAGAUGCUGGAGUUAAGCUGGCUGUUGUAUCCAAUUUCGACACCCGCCUAAGGAAGCUAUUGAAAGACCUCAAUGUUUUACACCUGUUUGAUUCCGUCAUUGUAUCUUCAGAGGUUGGAUACGAAAAACCAGAUGCACAAAUAUUUAAAGCUGCUUUAGAUCAAAUUAAUGUGGAAGCUGGAAAAGCAGUACACAUUGGAGAUGAUCAAGUGGCAGAUAAGGCUGGGGCCAAUGCAGUUGGGAUUGAUUGCUGGUUAUGGGGAAAAGAUGUGAAGACAUUCUUAGAAAUACAAAACCGCAUCCUAAUUUCUGAACCUUAACUUCCAAGGGAUUAAGUUUUGCAUUGCAUAGAUCAGUGAGUAAGCUCUUUCUUCUUUUCUUCUCUCUUAAAAUUUAGAUUUUCUUUUUCCUGUUCUCAUGAGUUACAGAUUCAUCACUAUAAACUUUUGGACCUUAUCCUUUGAAUGUUUAAUGCAUGUUGCAGUGUAGAAGGUGGUUCAAACUCUAUCUCUCUCUCUCUCUGCAUUGCUUGAGAAGCAAACAUACUUAAGAUUGAAAGUGGAGCAAUAAAAUUCCAUAAGCAUGCAAUGAAAGAUUUUGUUAGAUUUUGGAUGUUUCUGGUUGGCCACCUGCCAUUUUCUUCUAUUCCAGUUGUUACUAUGUUAAGUUUGCUAAGCUCAAACAUCCGUCAAGCUUAUGACAAGUUUGAAUAUACUUAUUCAAACUUAUUUUCUAAAAAUCAACAAAACUCUCCUUCAUAUAGAUGAGGAGCGAGAAAA
Molecule: messenger RNA, 1340 nt
Organism: Malania oleifera
Lineage: Eukaryota; Viridiplantae; Streptophyta; Magnoliopsida; Santalales; Ximeniaceae
Exons: 9
Coding region: 114-881 (255 amino acids)
Source: RefSeq, a predicted model, not a curated record